AAUAAGAUAACGAUAAAGUACACCAUCUACCAAGAAAUAUAUGUAAAACUGAUAGGAAAUAUGAUAAAUGAACACAUAAUUUACGAAUUUGUUAGUAAAAUACUUAUAAUAAAAUUAUUAAACAUUUGUGGGAGCAACCCUGUUUGGGGUACAAAGCGAGAUUAGAAGAACCGGAGUCAUGUCAGAAUUACACUCACUCAAAAUGGCGUCGGAAGAUGUAAAUUUUGCUGUCAAACAAUUUAUUGAACAUUGUAAUGGAUCCUCAUCAAGUGUUAGACGAAGUAUAUCAUGUACAACGGCGAUAAAAUUUCUCUACGCACGAAAAUUUGAUGUACACAGAGCUGUAUCACUUUACGAACAACAUGAACAAAUUCGGCUACGAGAAGGCUUGUACAACAUAAAUCCAGAUUUAGAACCGCUGUAUUCAGAGUUAAAAACUGGAAAAUUCACGAUAUUGCCUUCGCGUGAUGCCAACGGAGCAGCGAUUGCUCUUUUCACAGCAAACAAACACAGUCCUCUUAGUGUUACGCAUACAAUAACAUUGCAGGGAAUCGUAUAUCAACUCGAUUGCGCACUGCAAGAUACAGAAACUCAGAGGGCGGGUCUAAUCUUCAUAUAUGAUAUGAGUGGCUCGAAGUAUUCAAACUUUGACUAUGAUUUGUCACAAAAAAUUUUAACAUUGCUUAAGGGUGGCUAUCCAGCUCGUUUAAAAAAAGUCUUAAUUGUGACGGCACCGCUGUGGUUUAAAGCACCGUUCAAAAUUCUGCGAUUAUUUGUACGGGAGAAAUUGCGUGAACGCGUCUUUACUGUAUCUGUGCCAACGUUGGGCCUUCACGUGCCUCUGAAAGCAUUGCCCCUGCAUCUUGGCGGAGGAUUGGAAAUCGAUCACGCCACAUGGUUGCUACAGUGCCGCAAAUCGAUGACGAAUCGUGAAGACGAACUGCUCGCCAAUAUUGAGCAAGUGGCUUUAAAUCGAAGCAACACAAUCAACGCUACAACUAAUAGCAACGUUGUGAACAGUUCAGUUACCAUCGUUGGGGAUAUAGACAGCAACGUUAACAGCAACAUAAAUACGACGACAGCCGCAUUAACGAACGAAGACUACAGUCGACGUUUACUGGGCGGCGAGGAGCCCAACGAAAAUAUCACAAUAAGCAGUCUGCGCGCUGUCAUAGCUACAUCGGCAACCGCUUUAAAUCAAGGUAACAGUAAUAGUACGGCAUUAUUAUCUGUGUGUAACCAAAUUGACACCGAGUCGGGGGUGGUUGCGGCGACGACGACGGCUUCAGUGGAAACAUCAGUAGGUGCACCAGUGCUGAACGGAUUAGAGGCCAGUGGAGUUCAAGGCUCCGUGGUUUUGGCGAAUGGUGUAGCUGUUCCAUCGGCAGUUACCAGCAACGCCAGUUCUAACGGUUCAUCCGCCUUAAGUGAAUUGUGGUCGGAAAAUCCGCCAAGUAGUGCGUCGUCGGGGUUUAGUGAUGACGACAGCCUGGCUGGGCAAGAGGGAGAUCCAAAAACAAUUGAACAAAUUGUUCAAAUGGUAAAAGAGCAGGGACGCAAAGGUCUGGUGAAGGAAUAUGCCGAAAUACGUAAUCGGGCGCCUGAGGGCACAUUUGUCUAUGCAAGAAUGCGGAAUAACUUGACAAAAAAUCGCUACACGGAUGUUCUUUGCUACGAUCAUAGUAGGGUGGUGUUGUCUAGGGAGGAUGGUGAGGACUAUAUAAACGCCAAUUUCGUGGACGGCUACAAACAAAAGAAUGCCUAUAUUUCCACACAAGGUCCAUUACCGAAAACAUCACAAGAUUUUUGGCGUAUGAUAUGGGAACAACAUUGUUUGGUUGUUGUAAUGACAACACGGGUCAUGGAGCGUGGUCGAGUCAAAUGUGGCCAAUACUGGGAACCGACUGAGAAUAGUUCCUUAGAAUUCGGAAACUUCCACGUGCGAACACUUAGUAUAGAAAUAAAUGAAGAUUAUACAGUAGCAUCAUUAGAAUUGAAAAAUCUUAAGACUGACGAAAUUAGAAACGUUUCACAUUGGCAAUUCACAAGUUGGCCCGAUUAUGGUGUGCCGAGCUCUGCGAUGGCCAUGUUAAAUUUUCUUCAGAAAGUGCGAGAAAAACAAGCAUCUAUGGUAAAAGCAUUGGGCGAUACCUGGGCUGGACAUCCGCGGGGACCGCCUAUCGUUGUACACUGUAGUGCGGGCAUUGGUCGAACAGGCACUUUUAUAACAUUGGAUAUAUGCAUAUCGCGUUUAGAAGAUGUGGGAACGGCUGACAUUCGUGGGACUGUGGAAAAAAUUCGUUCACAGCGUGCCUACUCCAUACAAAUGCCCGAUCAAUAUGUAUUUUGCCAUCUGGCCCUGAUUGAAUACGCAGUUUCAAGGGGCAUGCUGAAAUCUGUAGAUUUAACGGGGUUCGAUGAUCGUGGCGAAGAUUCAGACUAAGAAGUAUUCUGCUCGAAGCUCAUAGGAAAUAAAUUCUCAACCGAAAUCUUCGUAUUCGGUUCUUAGGUUCUCGAAAUGGCUAAGGCAUUUUGUAGAAAAAAUAAAGAUGUAGCUGACAUAAUUAAAAAGAGAAUCGAAAUAGAAAAUGAUGCCGAAACUUUCUUAAGAACAUAGCUCGUAUUUACUUGAUUAAAAUUUUGUUAUUUCAUUUCGUUUCAUCUUAGAGAAGUGAAAUCUUUAAUACACCCCGAUAAAAAGUAAAUAUACAUUUUAGUUUUGCAGAAUCAUAAUAAAUAAUUAACGUUUAAAUUAAAUAUUAGUAAAAUAUGUCAAGAUCAUAAGGAAAUAAAUAGAAUUGGCCUAGAUGUAUAAAUAAUUUUAAACAAUAAAUUUAAAAAUCCUUAAAACCGAA
This is a messenger RNA of Bactrocera dorsalis (oriental fruit fly), 2855 nucleotides long. It is a transcript of the gene Ptpmeg2, whose product is annotated as tyrosine-protein phosphatase non-receptor type 9. Gene Ontology annotation, biological process: protein dephosphorylation. The record is from RefSeq and is a predicted model, not a curated record. The transcript has 8 exons. Lineage: Eukaryota; Metazoa; Arthropoda; Insecta; Diptera; Tephritidae. The coding region runs from base 179 to 2443 and encodes 754 amino acids. Gene Ontology annotation, molecular function: protein tyrosine phosphatase activity.